AGGGCAAGGCCUUCCACUCCUUCAAGAAGGUGUUGAGGGAGCUGCAGCAGGAGGACAGCUUGUACAAGGACGUCCAGCUGAUCAGCUUCCACUCCACCUCGAAGGGCAUCCUCGGGGAGUGCGGCCAGCGGGGCGGCUUCAUGGAGUAUGUGGGCUUUUCGGAGGCGGUGCUGACGGAGUUCACCAAGAUGGCGGCCACCUCGCUCUCCUCCAACACCCUGGGUCAGAUUUUCGUGGGGCUCAUGGUGAAGCCGCCCCAGCCGGGCGAUCCCUCCUACGAGCUGUACCAGAAGGAGACCUCCACAAUCUUCGAGGCUCUCAAGAGGCGCGCGCUGCACCUCACAGAGGCUUUGAACAAAGUGCCGGGCAUCAGCUGCCAAGCCAUCGAAGGAGCCAUGUACGCCUUUCCUUCCGUGCAGCUGCCCAAGAAGGCCAUCGAGGAGGCGGAGAAGGAGAACACGGAGCCGGAUGAGAUGUGGUGCCUUCAGCUCCUGGAGGAGACCGGCAUCGUGACGGUGCCAGGCAGCGGCUUCGAGCAGAGGGAGGGCACCUACCACUUCCGGACCACCAUCCUGCCGCCCGACGAGCUGCUCGAGGAGG
This is a messenger RNA of Effrenium voratum, 600 nucleotides long. Lineage: Eukaryota; Dinophyceae; Suessiales; Symbiodiniaceae. The record is from the annotation of a GenBank genome assembly.